AUGAGUUGGUUCAAUAAUAUAUUCAGACAAAGUAUAAAACCUGUAGCAAUGUCAUUAUCACCAAGCACUGUUGGAGCCGCAACUCCCGUAUUUUUCCUUUCCCAUGGUGGUCCGACGUUCAUGUAUUCCGAAAAGGAUAAGGACAUCUUUGGGGGAGAUUUUGGCGCUUUCCAAACUGUCGCAAAUGUUGGCCAAACAAUUAUUCAGGAUAUCAAACCCAAAUUUAUUGUAUACGUGAGUGCUCAUUGGCAAUCCAAAGCUGACAAUCUAAUUGAAGUUGCUGUCCCGAAAAGUUUACAACAAGGUUUACAAAACGAGUUGAUUUAUGAUUUCUACGGAUUCCCUGAGUACAUGUACCACGAAACCUUCCGCUCAGAGAAUGAUUUGUCACUUGCUAAGGAGAUAGUCAAUACUAUCAAUCAUUCAGAAACAGGUUUAAGGGCCAAAUUGACGGAACGUGGCAUUGAUCAUGGGGUGUGGGUCCCAUUGAAAGUGGCAUUUCCUAAUGAUGAGCUAGUGCAACAUAAUAUUCCAUUGGUGCAAGUUUCAUUGACCCGUAACGAUCUCGAUUUUGAUAGUCAAUACAAAUUGGGUCAAAUUCUUUCAGAAUAUCGUUCUAAGGGUGGUAUAGUUUUAACAAGUGGAAUGAGUGUCCAUAAUUUACGUGAUAUGGGAUCUGCUGGUAGCAAACAUUACAGUGAAGAAUUUACGUCAGUUCUCAACGAUAUCCUAUUAACGAAGCAGCAUAAUAAACUGGAUAAAUUCAAGGCGUUUUUUACUGAUGGUAAGAGUAAGGAGCUAUUGUUUAAAGCUCAUCCAACUUUGGAUCAUUUCGUGCCUAUAAUUGUAGCACUUGGCGCUGCGGAACCUACAGAAGACGAUUUAAAUGUUAAAGAAUUGUACAACAAAUGCCAAGGGAGCCUUGGAUGGGGCAUAUACCAAUUUGGUGAUCUGUUAUGA
Kluyveromyces lactis is the source of this 960-nucleotide messenger RNA. RefSeq names its product DODA-type extradiol aromatic ring-opening family dioxygenase. Bases 1 to 960 code for a protein of 319 amino acids. NCBI's taxonomy places the organism in Eukaryota, Fungi, Ascomycota, Saccharomycetes, Saccharomycetales, Saccharomycetaceae. The transcript has a single exon. The record is from RefSeq and is a predicted model, not a curated record. Gene Ontology annotation, molecular function: oxidoreductase activity, acting on single donors with incorporation of molecular oxygen; zinc ion binding; ferrous iron binding.